Molecule: messenger RNA, 1383 nt
Organism: Dovyalis caffra
Lineage: Eukaryota; Viridiplantae; Streptophyta; Magnoliopsida; Malpighiales; Salicaceae
Source: the annotation of a GenBank genome assembly
AUGGAUUCAAGAUUUUUUGAUGCCAUUCUUUCUGGUGAUAUAGCUACAUUUCGCUCAUUACUAGCAGAAGAUCCGCUAAUACUUGACCGCAUUUCUUUGAACUCAACAGAGAAUCCUCUACACAUAUCUUCAUUAGCUGGCCAACUCGAAAUCACAAGAGAAAUAGCAUGCCAAAAGCCAGCAUUUGCCAGGGAGCUAAAUCAAGAUGGUUUUAGUCCUAUCCACAUUGCCUCCUCAAAUGGGCAUGUGGAGCUAGCAAGGGAACUUUUAAGGGUAGGUUAUGAUAUUUGUCUCUUACAGGGAAAAGAUGGCAAAACUCCUCUUCAUUUUGCUGCAAUGAAAGGAAGAGUUGAUAUCGUGAAGGAAUUAGUACAUGCUUGCCCACAAUGUGUUAAAGAGGUGACGACCUGCAGCGAAACUGUGCUUCAUGUGGCUGUGAAGAGUAACCAGGUUGAAGCUGUUAAGGUUUUGCUGGAAGAGAUCAAGAAACUUGACAUGAUGGAGAUUGUAAACUGGAAGGACAGGGAUGGUAACACAAUAAUGCAUUUAGCUACCUUCAGAAAACAACACGAGACCAUAGGGCUAUUAAUUGGUCAACAGGCCAUUGCUUACGGGGUAUUAGUAAAUUCUAUCAACUCAAGUGGAUUCACACCAAAGGAUGUUCUUGAUUUUAUUCUUCAAAGUGGAGGCGAAUACAAUGACAUAAUUAGUAUCUUAGAGAUGGUCCAGCAAGCAGGAGCAAUGAAAGCUAUGGAUAUCACUACAAAUCCUGCUUCGACUCGCCAAGUUGAAGUGAAAAACAUUAACAAGAAUGUUAAUCAAACAUCACAAAAUUCAUGUUCAUGGAACCUCUGGAAACAAUUGAAGUUAGAAAUUGAAGGGUCAUCAACUGAAACUCAAAACGCAUUAAUGGUUGUCGCAACGCUCAUAGCAACUGUGACAUAUCAAGCUAUACUUAGCCCUCCGAGUGGUUUUUGGUCAGCAGAGUCCAGAAGAUCUCAAACGAUUAAUCGUGGUGAAAAGAGAGACCUUUUGCCUGGAGAGGCUGUCAUGGGUACUGAUCCUGAAGUUUUCGCUGUAUUCACUGUUUUUAAUGCUGUUGGAUUUUUUUCAUCUCUAGCCAUGAUUUCUCUCCUAACCAGUGGAUUUCCUCUCAGAGCCGGCUUGCGUCUCGUCAUACUCUCAAUGACAGCUACUUAUGUGAUUGCAGUAAUUUAUAUGUCACCAACAGAAAUGAAAACAGUAGAUGCAGUGGUCUGGUUGGUUGGCCUGCUAGUUCUCGCAGAGUUUGCCCGUUUUAUGAUAUGGUUACUAAAGAAAUUGGGCGUCCUUCCUCUAAGAAAGAUGAGAACUUUUGCUGAUAGAAACCUGGCCACGGUGUGA